This is a messenger RNA of Trypanosoma brucei brucei TREU927, 1971 nucleotides long. RefSeq lists its product as hypothetical. Gene Ontology annotation, molecular function: protein binding. The transcript has a single exon. Lineage: Eukaryota; Euglenozoa; Kinetoplastea; Trypanosomatida; Trypanosomatidae. Bases 1 to 1971 code for a protein of 656 amino acids. The record is from RefSeq and is a predicted model, not a curated record.
AUGUGGCCUUCUCCACUAAUUUUGCCCCCUUUUUUCCUUCUCUUCUUACCGCUGGCAACACAUGAGGUUUAUAUUAGGAACUUGCUUGAGGUACGCAAUCGUUAUUUUUUUUUAUUACCGCGUCAACACAAACACGAUUUCUACACUUACUCACUGCAACAUUGGAUUAGUGGAAAUGAUAUGGCGCUACAGCGACGCGGUGCAUUCUUACUGCGACAGAUCCGUACCGAGUUUAGCCUCGAUGACAUGAAAAAAAAAGCAAAAGAGAUUAACAGGAGGAACAGGAGCAUUUUGCAAAAGCGCAAGAGGUUUGCUGAGCCCUACCCAUACAGCAAAGCCCAAUAUAUUGAUGCAUUUGUGCAGGCACAAAGUGCACGACUUGCUCGUGAGCAGCGGUUGCAAGAGUUGUCAACAAGAGAAAAGUCUCUUUUGACCACAAUUGAAUCCUCUAAUCCUUCUCCUAUUAUUCGUAAUGAAGGAAGGCACAGUUUGAGUUGCUUCUCUUCAACUGCCGGCGCUAACACCCCUGUUGUGUUUGGAUCCUGGCGUGAUGGAACAACUGAGGUUGAACGCGCAUGUAACUUCAUGGAUCGUAACUUUCAUUGUAUUAUGCGAGGAGCCACAACACCGCCAGCUUUUUCCACACCAUCACUUCGUCGUAACCUCCCCAUGACAUUGGCAUGUGUGCAACAACUGUUGAAAUAUGCUGGCGGAGAUGGGCCCCAAGGAAAUACUGGAGAGACGUGGUCAAAUAGAAGAAUAAAGACUUUUAACCGUACGUUCGCCUCGUGUGUAGAAUCCGCUUGUCUGAAGGAGCGUGAUGCCAUUCUGAAACUUAUGGGUGUUGUGCUUCAAACCGCAGGAGAGAGGGAUUGGGCAGUGGCGUUACAGUUGUACAAUAAGUCUGUUUUGCCUUAUUUUGAGCGACAUUGGAUACAGCAGAACCAUGAAAAGAGAAGGGAAGCAGUAUCGUUUCUUGUAGCUGUAUUAUGUGAAUCUAUUCGCUCUGGUUGUGGUGGAAGUAUGUGUGGUCGUUGCUUUAACAGCACCCACACACAUCCGCCAUAUAAAGCAAUUGAAAAACUUGUGAAGGCAUCGCGGGAACCGCUUCUUCCAGUUGCUGCUGCCCCAGUUUUCAGCGUCUUACACCCAAGCGAUGAUACGAAUGCCGCGCGUGGUGGCUCACAAACCAAAGCAACGUGGGUUGAUGCUGUAAAACUCGUUCAAUGUUUUCAACCUCAAGGACAGGCGCGAACAUAUUUGCCUUCUUUAGCCUGGGCUGAGUUAUUACGUGCCAUACGUCGUUUAGGUGGCUCAUUAAAGGAGGUUCAGAUGGUUGUGGAUAUCAUUACGAACCCCACGUGCACUAAACACGGGGAGCGGCAUAUGCAUGAUACACGCAUUUGGAAUGCAUAUCUCGCUAGUAGUGACUGGCAUCACGCGUUGGAUCUCUUUUCUAAUCAGUGGAAACAUUAUGGUGUAAAGGAAACUGCAGAAACCAGCGCUGCACUUAUGGAAUCGCUUCUGCGUGAUGGUGAGUGGGAACGGUCAUUAGAUGUAUUCCGCCGUCUUCAAGGUAAAGAGGGGCAAUUAAUUACAUUUACUUCAUCUGUUUUUACGGCGGCUUUUCGUGCAUUGGAGCAGCAGCGGGACUGGAAUUCCUUUGCAUCUCUGCUACUUGAUUCUGAGAGGUUUCUUGCACCUCUCGAUAUUUCACACGACUGGGAACUUCUUUCUAAGCUGCAGGCGCAGAGAAAACAAAAAGGCACACCACGCAGCACCGACGAAAUUGAACUUUGGAGGACUUUUGUCAAUGAGUUGCGGGGGUUCAAUAACGUAACGAAAGAAAUGCAACUUGCCAUUUCAAAUGCCCUUUUAGCUUGCGAUCCUGUGAAGCAGCGGGAGAUGCAAGGUGAAGUGGAGAAAAGGGAGAGCCUAAUAACUGCUGAAGAACUUUACUCCAUCAUGUAA